AUGACUUCUGCCCACCAAGUAAAGAUCCUGGACGUUCACCAUGUCACCCCAUUCUUUACGCCACCCGAGUUUGCGACGGAGUUAUCAGUCCCACUCACCUUCUUUGAUAUUAUGUGGUUGAAACUCCAACCAGUUGGAUACAUAUUCUUUUAUAAACUCACCGAGUCAACACCAGCUUUCUUCAAUUCAGUAAUCCUUCCCAAACUCAAACAUUCUCUCUCUCGUACUCUCAUUCACUUCCUUCCUCUUGCUGGCAACAUCACUUGGCCGCCACAGGCCACCAAACCCACAAUUCUAUACACUCCAAAUGAUGCUAUUCAACUCACGGUUGCGGAGUCUAAUGCUGAUUUUGAUCAUCUCUCAGGCAAUAACAUCCGUGAAGCUAUCAAGUCACAUCAUUAUCUACCUGAGUUGCCUGUCACUGACGCAAAAGCUACAGCUAUGACUAUGCAAAUAACAUUGUUUCCCAAUCAAGGCUUUUGCAUUGGAAUGUCUUCACACCAUUCUAUCCUUGAUGGCACGAGCUACUCCAUGUUUAUCAAAGCAUGGUCCUACAUAAGCACACUUAGCGAUAACGAGAAGCAGCAAUAUCCAACUUUGUUGCCAGAAUUAACACCGGUUCUUGAUCGAACAGGUAUUCAAGAUCCUGCAGGGUUUGAAAAGAGGUUCUUGAACGCCUGGUUAGGAGUAAAAGUUCCUGGUCAGGAUCCUAGUUGCUCUAGAAGUUUGAAGCUUUUGCCAGUUAUAACGCCUCAGUCUAGCUUAGUACGAGCAGUGGUCGAGGUAUCUCGUGAGCAAAUAAACAAUCUUAGGGAAAGGGUUCGCACGCAAUUCGAAAAGAUCCACGAAGAAGAUCCAAAUGAAACAAAGCUCGUCCACAUGUCCAGUUUUGUUCUCCUCUACGCAUAUGUGGUGAUUUGUAUGGUUAAGUCAAAGGGGUUAGAGAAAAAUAGAAAGGUUGUUUUUGGGUUCCUCGCAGACUGUAGAGCUCGUUUAGAACCUCCAAUACAUGACAAAUAUUUUGGUAACUGUCUUUAUCCCUUCGCUGUAGAUACAGAAGCAGAAGCUCUGCUAGAGGAGAAUGGGUUUGCCUGGGCAGUAGAAAGACUGGGUGAUACUAUCAGAAACUUAGAGAAAGGAGUUCUUGAUGGAGUAAAGGAGGCAUUGGCAACAUAUAACAAGACAGCAAGGCCAGGCGCUGCAUUACUUCUUGGUGUUGCUGGGUCAACUCACUAUGAUGUUUAUGGAACUGAUCUUGGGUGGGGGAGGCCAGAAAAGGUUGAGAUUACUUCCAUAGAUCAGACCGCAGCAAUUUCUAUGACAAAGUGCAAGCAUGGAAGUGGAGUCGAGUUUGCUUUAGUUUUGGAGAGGAAUGAAAUGGAGAAAUUUAUGUCUCUGUUUGUUGAUGGUGUUAUUUAA
Messenger RNA from Populus euphratica (Euphrates poplar), 1419 nucleotides. Its product is annotated as phenolic glucoside malonyltransferase 1-like. The transcript has a single exon. The coding region runs from base 1 to 1419 and encodes 472 amino acids. NCBI's taxonomy places the organism in Eukaryota, Viridiplantae, Streptophyta, Magnoliopsida, Malpighiales, Salicaceae. The record is from RefSeq and is a predicted model, not a curated record.